Messenger RNA from Cladocopium goreaui, 930 nucleotides. Lineage: Eukaryota; Dinophyceae; Suessiales; Symbiodiniaceae. The record is from the annotation of a GenBank genome assembly.
GGAAAGGGGUGAAACCCUAAGUCUGCUGGAAUCCUCGAAGGCUUCAACCCUAGCCUGUAACUCCUGGUGUGCUGCAAGCCAACUUGGAAAUUGCUCGGCGGAUCCCGGUACGACCUUCCUUUGCAGUCGUUUCAUCGGACGUGCGCAUUGCCUCGUCGUGGAAAAGCGCAACGAGAGCAGUUUGUCGCUCAGAGACCCUCAACAGGCAUGCCCGACUUCUUUUCACUGGCGUGAGCUGAGUGAUGCUUUCGAAGAUGCAUCGCUGCUCCAAUUCCGCGGGGCGGACAGCAUGACCUCGUGCGCGCCGACCCCGCAAGGACCUAUGCCUCCUUUAGUGCCAAACCAGUGUCAAGCCGAGACCAUGGCAGAGUCCAAUUUCUGCAGCGUAAAGGCACCAUCACCGAAAAAGAGGAGUGCCUGCAAUUCACUGGCGCUGGAACGCUGAAUGUUGGAAACUGUAAGAGGAAUUCAAGCUUCACCCAAGAGUCGCUGUUGCAGUCCCUGCGUGCGCAGAAACUGUUCCAGGGAAUGGAUGUCUUUGAUCAUCCCAUUGAACUUCCCUUCCCGGAGGCGAAUUUGACCGCAAGAGGGUCAUCUUCUGUGGCGGCAGAGAACGACGCCGAGAGAAUGUACCGUGCAUGCUUUUUCUUCUCCAUCCAGAAUUUCAGCCUUUCGGACCCCACCAUCGAUUGGUCAGAGCCUCGAAAGCUUCUCCAGGGAUGCGGUAUCUCACCUAUAAGCCAGUUUUUUCCGAACAUCGAUGACGGCGAUCGGCCGAGUCGCCAUGUGACGCCAGUAGUGCCGGUGAACUACUUCAUGUACGCAGCUCGUUGCGUUUGCAUUUGGAUGGUCAGGGACCCAGAGCCGAAGCGAUCUUUUUUCGGGGGCUCAACCACCAACCAGGGCUGCAAUGAUGCAUUGGUGCUUUGA